Synchiropus splendidus (mandarinfish) is the source of this 839-nucleotide messenger RNA. It is a transcript of the gene rpl7, whose product is annotated as ribosomal protein L7. Bases 53 to 787 code for a protein of 244 amino acids. Gene Ontology annotation, biological process: maturation of LSU-rRNA from tricistronic rRNA transcript (SSU-rRNA, 5.8S rRNA, LSU-rRNA). The transcript is spliced from 7 exons. Lineage: Eukaryota; Metazoa; Chordata; Actinopteri; Syngnathiformes; Callionymidae. Gene Ontology annotation, molecular function: RNA binding; structural constituent of ribosome. Gene Ontology annotation, cellular component: cytosolic large ribosomal subunit. The record is from RefSeq and is a predicted model, not a curated record.
GCCUUUAACACGCGCAUGCGCGGUGAAAAUUUCCUCUUACUCGGUGGACACAAUGGCGGACGCAGAAAAAGUUCCUCCGGUCCCUGAGAGCCUUUUAAAAAGGCGGAAGGCCUAUGCCGCCUUGCAGAACAGGCUCAUGAAAAAGAAGCUGGCUGAUAGAAAGGCUCGCAGAGCAACCAGAAAGCUCAUUUACAAGAGGGCUGAGAAGUACCACAAGGAGUACAGGGAGAUGUACAGGCGUGAGGUCCGUAUGGCCCGAAUGGCCCGGAAAGUGGGAAACUUCUAUGUUCCAGCUGAGCCCAAACUGGCCUUCGUCAUCAGGAUCAGAGGCAUCAACGGUGUCCCCCCCAAGGUGCGCAAAGUCCUGCAGCUGAUGCGCCUGCGCCAGAUCUUCAACGGCGUGUUCGUCAAGCUGAACAAGGCUUCCAUCAACAUGCUCAGGAUUGCGGAGCCUUACAUCGCUUGGGGAUACCCCAACCUGAAGUCUGUGCGUGAGCUCAUCUACAAACGUGGACAUGGCAGAAUGAGGAAGCAGCGCAUCGCCCUGACUGAGAACGCCCUGAUCGAGAAGGCUCUCGGAAAGUAUGGCAUCAUCUGCAUGGAGGACCUCAUCCAUGAGAUUUACACUGUGGGGAAGAACUUCAAGUCUGCCAACAACUUCCUGUGGCCCUUCAAGCUGUCGCCACCACGUGGAGGCAUGAGGAAGAAGACAACACACUUUGUGGAGGGUGGAGAUGCUGGAAACAGGGAGGAUCAAAUCAACAGAAUGAUCAGGAAAAUGAAUUGAAGCGAUGGUUUCCAGAAGAGUUGCUCUGUUGAAUAAAAAUAUAGAAAACUUG